This is a messenger RNA of Symbiodinium sp. CCMP2456, 722 nucleotides long. The record is from the annotation of a GenBank genome assembly. Lineage: Eukaryota; Dinophyceae; Suessiales; Symbiodiniaceae.
GUGCUCCUUCGCAGUUCUCUGGCUCGGCUGGAGGCCCGCGUGCGGGCCCUCGAGGGCCAGGGCGUACGCUCGGAUCGCCGUGCUGCAGAGCUGGCGGGACUUGCGCAGGCACUUACCGAAGAGCAGCGCACGCUGUUGAUCCGGCUGGAUCGGCUCGAGGAGCAGAUGAAGCCCUGGCAGCAAAAGGAGGCUCAGGUUCAAGCCGCACAGGCCUUGCUGCACAAGAGUUGCUAAGAGCACGGCCAGAGCCACUGUCCAGAAACAAAACACGGCAGCGGCCACGACCCCCGCCAGAAGCUACAGACGUCAGCUACAAUCAGGCACUGCUGCUGCUGCUGCUGCUGCUGCUGCUGCUGCUGCUGGCAACACCACCAAUAUCACCAACGACAUCACCAACAUCAGCAACACAGCCAACACCACCAAGAGCUACGGACACCACCAUCACUGCUAUCUUCGCCGCGGCAGCCACCGCCAAGACGGUGCUACCACCAAGACGGCGCUACUGCUAUCAACACCACCACCGCAAUGACCACCACCGCCACCGCCACCGCCACCGCCACUGCCACCUUUGCCACAGCGCCUACCAACACGACGAGAUCAUCUACACGAAUGGCACAUCUUCCACAACAAGCACCGACAGCGACAAAAGCAACCACUGCCACAGUGACGACCAUGACCACGGCAACAUGGACCUAAAGGUGUUCGAGAGGGUGAGGAUGUGA